Messenger RNA from Aaosphaeria arxii CBS 175.79, 998 nucleotides. RefSeq names its product methyltransferase domain-containing protein. The transcript has a single exon. NCBI's taxonomy places the organism in Eukaryota, Fungi, Ascomycota, Dothideomycetes, Pleosporales. The record is from RefSeq and is a predicted model, not a curated record. The coding region runs from base 101 to 787 and encodes 228 amino acids.
CGCCUACCUUGACUCACAAUCUGUAUUUAAAAUCAAUCGCAACAUCGUAAGAAAUAGAUUAUUGUCAGAACAUUCUUUGAUCAAAGCGUACCAAUUCAAAAUGUCGUCUACCAACUCCCAAGUACCAGAAGACCUCAAAGCCCGCAUGAAAGAGUCCUACGAUGCAAUUGCAACCGAAUAUAACUCCCGAUUCGUACGCGAUGAUGAUGCCAUUCGCUUAGACUAUCUCGAGCGCCUCUUCCAACGCCUUCGCGAAAAUGGAAAACAGGACGCGACCGUCUUAGAACUUGGCUGCGGUGCCGGCAUCCCGGGCACCAGAACGCUUCUGGAGAACAAAAGCCCAAGCUUCAGUGUGACAGCAAACGAUCUUUCCACAACGCAAAUCGAUCUUGCGAAGAAGAACCUGGAGGCCUAUUCGGAGAGACUUACGCUUGUGCAGGGAGAUAUGCUUCAGCUUUCGUUCGAGGAUGGUUCGUUAGAUGCUGUGGUCGGUUUCUACUCUAUCAUACAUCUUCCGCGUGAGGAGCAGACGGUCUUGCUGCAUAAAAUUGCGAAGUGGCUCAAACCAGAUGGUUUUCUGCUAGCGAAUUUUUCGAAGGAGGAAUUGCCCGUGGCGAUAGACGAGAAUUGGCUCAAGCAGGAGAAAGGGUGGGUUUUCUGGAGCGGAUGGGGAAGCGAGAAGACAUUGAAGAUUGUGGAGGAUGCCGGAUUUGAAGUCCUGAUCAAAGAAGUCAAGCAGGAUGUUAAAGAUGCAGCAUUUUUAUGGAUUCUUGCGAAGGUAAAAUGAAUAGAGCUGAUGAAGGUGGUGACCUGGGCGUUUUGGAGAGCUAUUGCACAGUUCCACAUCCGGUGGAGCUGGACUUUUCAAAUAUGGACUCGUGUGAAUACGGGCCGAGAUAAUUGUUAUCUCAUGUGCAUGUAUGUGUCAAUAGCACAAGUACGACUUAAUUGGAGGGCCUUGAAAAUAGAUGACGUUCACACAAGGCAACCCAAAGCCC